AAGAAAAACAAUAAGCAUUCUUCCUUUUUAUAUGAUUUUGGUUUUCCUUCUUAAUUCGUGAAAUCGAUAUUUAUAUUUACCGUAAAACUCUUAUAUAUAUAUAUAUUCUUAGAGGGGGGAAAUUAAAUUAAAAAAUGCAAAUAAAUAAACAAAUGGCGGGAGUGACGUCGGGGCGUUACAAAGUGAUACAUCUCGUGAGGCAUGCGGAGGGAAUUCAUAACGUAGAAGUCGACAAGAACAAGAAAGCUCUGUUCUCUCCUUCGUUGUCCGAUGCUCAGCUCUCCCCUCUUGGUUGGAAACAGGUGACAGAGAGACGAAGAGAAGUUCAUGAGAGUGGAUUGCUCAAGAGGAUAGAGUUAGUAGUUACAUCUCCAAUGCAGAGGACGAUCCAAACAGCAACCGGGAUUUUCGGGAAAGAACAUAAAUCCAAACACAAUAUUUCAUCUCCGACUUCCAUCGCGAAUUAUCCUCCAAUCAUCGCUUUCGAACUUUGCCGCGAACAAUUGGGAAUGUAUCCUUGCAAUAGAAGAGGAAGUGUUAGCAAGUACAUACCGAAAUUUCCCGAGAUCGAUUUCUCAUUGAUAGAGAGCGAGGAAGAUCAGAUGUGGCAAGCCGACGCAAUGGAGAAGGUCGAGCAAGUGGCUGCCAGAGGAAUGCAAUUCUUAAAAUGGUUGUGGGAACGUGAAGAAAAUGAGAUUGCAGUUGUGAGCCAUGGGAUCUUCUUACAAGAAACUCUGCUUGCCUUCGCCGACAACCUCGAUCCUUCUGUUAAGUCCAAACUGUGCAAGAGGUUCUUGAACUGUGAACUUCGCUCCGUGAUCAUCUAUGAGAGCGAGAAGGAAUCAGACAAGAUUGGGUACGCUGCGGACCUUUCAAAGGAAGCUCCAUGAUGAAAAUUCCAAGCGGGUGGACGAAUUAGAUGCUUUCAACGUCCAAUCCAAUUUCAUAUUUCAAUAAAGUUUGUAACGUUUAAUAAAAAGGUGAAGAUAAUAACUAUGUGUACAUGUAUACAUACAUUAUAAUAUAAAUAUGUAUGCGUACAUACUUAUGUGUGUAUUAUGGUAUCAAUGCCAUCAGCUCACAUAAUUGUUUCCGCUGUUUGGUCUGAACCAAAUGUUCAAGACAUUUAAACAGGGUGUGAUGAUGAGAACAUAUUUCAAUUUC
Molecule: messenger RNA, 1164 nt
Organism: Tarenaya hassleriana
Lineage: Eukaryota; Viridiplantae; Streptophyta; Magnoliopsida; Brassicales; Cleomaceae
Product: phosphoglycerate mutase-like protein 1
Exons: 8
Coding region: 135-890 (251 amino acids)
Cellular component (GO): cytoplasm
Molecular function (GO): phosphatase activity
Source: RefSeq, a predicted model, not a curated record